AUGACGAACUAUGAAUACAGUCAAGGUGGGAGGAUUUGGCUACUCUGGAGAGAUUCUGUGAGAAUGACUCCAGUUUACAAGUCGGAUCAGUUUAUUACAUGCUCGGUGGGUUUGCAAAAUGAAGAAGAAUUUUUCUGUACUUUCAUUUAUGCAAGCAAUGCGGUUGAGGAAAGGAAGUUAUUAUGGGAAGAUCUUUAUGACCAUCACUCAUCUCCGAUGUUUAAAGAUAAAGCUUGGGUGUUAAUGGGUGAUUAUAUGGGUUAUCAGGGUCCGCUCUAUAUGUGGUGUAACAAGAGGGAGGAAGGUUUAAUUUGCAAGAAGCUGGAGAGAGUCCUAAUGAAUGGAGUUGCAUUGAACAGGUUUCCGAAUGGGUUUGCUACUUUCGAACCGGGGGGCUGCUCUGAUCAUCUGAGAUGUAAAAUUCAGUUGCUGCCACCAGUUGAGAAAAUAAGGAAGCCAUUUAAAUAUGUGAAUGUUAUUGGAAGUUUGCCAAAUUUCAUUCCUAUGCUAAGGGAGUACUGGGAGUCGACUGAGCUGGGUAGAGAGAAGCUGGGGAAUUUGACAAAGAGAGCUCAAGAAGCCUAUGAUAUACUUUGUGAGAAGCAGAAAAAUACAAUGGCUCAAGCUACAGAUGUGAGUGUUCAUGAGGAAGCAGAAGCUUACGAGAAGUGGAUGUAUGUUGCUGGUUUGGAAGAAGAUCAUCUCAAGAAAAAAGCUAAAUUGCAUUGGUUGGAAGUGGGAUACCUUAAUAAUAAGACGUUUCACAGCUCUAUUCGAGCUCGGAAAGCACAGAAUGCCAUUAGAGAAAUCAGAUGUUCCAAUGGCAGGAGAGUAGUAACUCAUGGGGAGAUUAAAGAGGAGGCAGAAAAGCAUUUUUCGGAGUUUCUAAAUCAGUGUCCUGUAGAUUAUCAAGGCGCGACUGUGGAAGAGCUUAAAGAGCUACUGCAGUAUCGAUGUUCUGAUGAGGAUGGAAGACUGUUGGAUGCAGAAGUCAUUGUUUGGCCAGUUGUUGGACAUGAUUUUAUAGUAGCUGUUCAGUCAGUCUUCAGGUUCAGUUUUCUACCGAAAGGUGUAAACUCUACUAUCCUUGCAUUAGUCCCGAAGAAAGAAGAUUCAUUGGAGAUGAAUGAUUUUAGGCCUAUAGCCUGCUGUAAUGUGCUAUAUAAGGUGGUCUCAAAGAUACUGGCUAAUAGGUUGAAGAGGAUUCUACCUAAGAUAAUAGCUGAGAACCAAUCUGCGUUUAUCGAGGGGCGUUUAUUAAUGGAGAAUGUUCUGCUGGCUUCAGAGUUAGUGAAAGACUAUCAUAAGGAUUUGGGCUCGCCAAGGGGAGUGAUGAAAAUAGAUAUUUCUAAAGCCUUUGACUCAGUUCAAUGGGACUUUGUGUUGAAGAGUUUAGAAGCAUUGGGAAUCCCGGAGAAGUUUAUUGAUAGUGCAGCAGCGGCAAGGGCGUUCAAGUACCAUCCUCGUUGUAAGUCACUAGCCCUUACCCACUUGUGCUUUGCGGAUGAUCUGAUGGUGUUUGUGGAAGGCUCUAAAGAAUCAGUUCAAGGAGCGCUAUCAGUAUUUGAUGAGUUUGCAAAGUGGUCGGGUUUGAAGAUAAGCAUUGAGAAGUCUACGCUAUAUCUAUCAGGGGUUUCUGAGUUAGAAAAGAGUAGAAUCUUAUCCAAUUUUCCUUUUACUAGGGUCUAUCUUCUUCCUAGUGAAUGUAUAAAAGAGAUAGAACGGGUUUGUGGUGCUUUUCUUUGGUCGGGCCCGGAACUAAAAGCUACAGGAGCUAAGGUAGCUUGGAGUGGGGUAUGUGGGGAGAAGGAGGAAGGAGGAUUGGGUAUCAGAGAGCUUAAUAUUGUCAACAAAGUAAAUAUUCUUAAGAUCAUAUGGAGGUUCCUUUCGGGUUCUUCAUUAUGGGGAAAAUGGGUAAAGAGUAACUUGCUAAAGCAGAAGAAUUUCUGGGAAAUAAAGGAGGAAACUCAGUCUGGAAAAGGAAUUUUAAUCAAUUUGUUGGGAGAGAGGGACAUUGUAGAUAUGGGCAUAAAAAGAGAGGCCACAGUAGAGGAAGCUCUCAUGAGGGAUAAAAGAAGAAGAAGCUAUCGUUUGAGGGUGUUAAAUGAGGUUGAGACAGAAAUGGAGGUUCAAAGAAAGAAGUUGAGAGUGGAUGCUGAGGAUGUUUGGGAGUAUCUAACGAAAGGGAUAUUGCUCAGUGAUUAUACAAAUGUCUGGGCGAACAUUUUGGAGGUCAUUUCUGAUGAAAGUAUGGAGGAGAAGAAGAGGUUCUGUUUGAGAUAUGCUCUGCAGUCUGCGUUGCAUGUUAUAUGGAGGGAGAGAAAUACGAUAAAGCAUGAAGAGAAGCCAAUGCCAGUUGGAGCUGUCAUGAAAAUGGUAGAGAAAUGUGUAAGGAACAAGCUGAGUGUGAUGAAGUCAAAAGGGGCAAAAGGGUGGGAGAAUGGUUUACAGUUUUGGUUUAGUACUAGACUUUAA
Molecule: messenger RNA, 2475 nt
Organism: Raphanus sativus (radish)
Lineage: Eukaryota; Viridiplantae; Streptophyta; Magnoliopsida; Brassicales; Brassicaceae
Exons: 8
Coding region: 1-2475 (824 amino acids)
Source: RefSeq, a predicted model, not a curated record